CUCCUCCUGCUGAAGUCAGCCCAUGCGCGCUCCCGUGCCCGUGUAGAGGCGAAUGCGGCGCUGCAAGGAGGCAGACCCCGAGACUUCAGCCCCCCUUUUCAACACGAAAAUAACACUUAUUUCGUCCCUUACCACCGUCUUCUGAGGAAUAACAUUCUGCGAUAACUCUGUAGGAUGCAAGGACUGUCUGGUUGGUAGAUGCCUGCAGGCUGUCAAUGCGUGGUGUUCCUGGAGACUGUCUUUAAGGAGAAGUGUUUGGGGUGAGCUGCUGACCGCCCUGCGAGCCGGACCCGGUGUCCUAUCUCUGAUCUCCUGCCAAGGAGACAGCAGUUGCUGCACACUCUACACCUGACCCCCAUCCCCGCCCCGUCCCCGCCGCCACCAUGGUGCUGUCACAGAGGCAACGUGACGAACUAAACCGAGCGAUAGCUGAUUACCUUCGUUCCAAUGGAUAUGAAGAGGCAUAUUCAGUUUUCAAAAAGGAGGCAGAAUUAGACAUGAAUGAGGAAUUGGAUAAGAAGUAUGCAGGUCUUUUGGAAAAGAAAUGGACAUCAGUCAUCAGAUUACAGAAAAAGGUGAUGGAAUUAGAAUCAAAACUGAAUGAGGCAAAAGAGGAGAUUACUUUAGGUGGGCCAGUUGGACAGAAGCGAGACCCCAAAGAAUGGAUCCCCCGUCCCCCUGAGAGAUACGCCCUGAGCGGCCACAGGAGUCCUGUCACCAGAGUCAUUUUUCAUCCUGUUUUCAGCGUCAUAGUCUCUGCCUCAGAGGACGCGACAAUAAAGGUAUGGGAUUAUGAAACGGGUGACUUUGAGCGGACCCUCAAGGGCCACACAGACUCGGUGCAGGACAUUUCCUUUGACCAUUCUGGAAAGCUGCUAGCCUCCUGUUCAGCAGACAUGACCAUUAAGCUCUGGGACUUCCAGGGCUUUGAGUGUAUCAGGACCAUGCACGGGCAUGACCAUAAUGUUUCAUCUGUAGCUAUUAUGCCCAAUGGAGAUCACAUAGUUUCUGCCUCAAGGGAUAAAACCAUUAAAAUGUGGGAGGUGGCUACUGGGUACUGUGUGAAGACAUUCACUGGCCACAGAGAGUGGGUGCGCAUGGUGCGGCCCAACCAGGAUGGGACCCUGAUCGCCAGUAGUUCUAAUGACCAAACUGUGCGCGUUUGGGUGGUGGCCACAAAAGAAUGCAAGGCAGAGCUGCGUGAGCAUGAGCACGUGGUGGAGUGCAUUUCUUGGGCCCCUGAAAGCGCUCAUCCCACCAUCCUAGAGGCAACUGGCUCAGAGACCAAGAAGAGCGGGAAACCUGGUCCUUUCCUGUUGUCUGGUUCCAGAGACAAGACGAUCAAGAUGUGGGAUGUGAGCAUUGGCAUGUGCCUUAUGACACUGGUUGGCCAUGAUAACUGGGUCCGUGGGAUUCUUGUGCACCCUGGAGGAAAGUUUAUUGUGAGCUGUGCUGAUGACAAGACUUUGAGGAUCUGGGACUACAAAAAUAAGCGCUGCAUGAAGACCUUGAGUGCCCAUGAACAUUUUGUUACCUCUCUGGAUUUCCACAAGUCGGCUCCGUACGUCGUCACUGGGAGUGUAGAUCAAACAGUUAAAGUUUGGGAGUGUCGCUGAUCAUAGCCGCAGGACCCUUCACAACACCUCCAUGCUCCCCUCCACCCCCGGACCCAUUCCACUUCCCCCUCAGCUUCCUCCUGCUCUUCUGGAUGCACUCGAACACCACGGUUAUCACCCACCAAACUCCGGUUCAAUAGCGUGUCCUUUUAUGUAAAUUAUUCUGGAUGUAGAUCGAGCUAUUAAAUGAGAAAAAAAAAAAAAAAAAGUAUUCUUGCAUGGUGAAUCCAAAACUGUAUACUGUAAAUUUACAUAAUGUUGUCUAGAAGUACCAUAGGUUUAACACAGGCUGAUCUUUCACUCAGCCUGACCUACCGAAGGCAGAAGCUGACUGGGUUUAAUGUAGGGCACUAAACUGAUAAUUUAAUGACAGUGUCUGAUUUAUUUUUGUCUUUUUUUUUUUUUCUUUUUUUUUUAAUUUAGUUUUGUUUUCGUCCACUGUCUUAGUCUGUUUGUGCCUAGCUUGGAGACCUUUCAAGGGGCAAAAGCUACAGAACGAAUCUAAAAUGCUGAGGAGGAGAGUUGAUCUGAUCGUCUAUGGGGCUUGUUAUCGGAGUUAUUCUGUAGCUUUGUUGCAUCACUUCUGGAGUGUACUUACCAUUCUCUUCUUGUGGAUUUAGAUAACAUUUAAUGGUUGCAUCUAAGAACGUUUCAUGUGUUUUUGUCUGGAAACGUUUGGGAAUAAAUCUUUGUACACUUGUCAUGACACGUCCUACUGAGAAGUACAAUCCCAGAGACAUGACUUUACACUGUAAGAGAGAAUAGGAGUGAAUUUGUACAAAACUCCUUUAUCCAAAAAGCCAUGCUGCAUAGUGGGCAGCAAAAGUUUUUCUUUUUGCCCCAAAUCAGAGAUAGCUUUAGUAAAGAUUUUGAUUUUGACCUCUAUGAUUUGUCUGUCACUCAGGAGCACUUCAAACUUAAACGUUGCCUCUACGAAGCACUUGAUUUGGCCCUCAACGUUUGUUACAACUGCAUUCAGAUGAAGACGUCCUGAUUCUUCCUUUGUUGUUUAAUGAUCUCAUUGCCCCCUAUGGCAGUUGCGCUGAGACUUGAGAAAUCAUAAUCCUCAGUUUGGACAUAGGGUGCAAAGCAUGACAAGAGCUCAAAGUUUCCUCUCAUCAGGGGAUGUGCAAAAAUCUGUCUUAAAAGAAUGGGUGCAAAGAUUUCCAUGGUGAAAAUAAAUGAAUAAAACGAAACGAUGGCUUACGAUGAAAUGUAAAAAAACAACAAAAAAAAACUACUCGAUACUGUGGAAAGCUCAAUCUUAUAACAAGUUGUGGCGCUGCAAACUGAUGAUCUGCCUGUUCUCUCUGUGGAGAGUCCUGAUGGUGACUCCUAUUGUAAAGGGAUCUUCAUACUGUGGACCAUAGCUGAAUAUCCCUAAAAAUAACCACAGGUGCUCAAGCCAUUACUUUAGUGCGACGAGUGGCACAUUCUCUGCUUUAUCUGUUAAUAAAUGUACAAAUAAAUACACAAUGGGAAAUGAUUUGAUAAAGUCCCAAACAUGGAGAUAAACCAUUCCAUAUCUUUUAAGGAAAAUAUAUGCCUUUUGACUUUGUGCGAAGACAAAAGAUAUUCAAUUAACUUGCACAUCCCUGCUAUUGUCAAAUUUUCGGUCCCAUCGGAUUGAAGGUUUACACAAGGCUUCAAAAUGCAUUUUAAUUAGCCUUUUCAUUCCAAUGCAAUUAUAUAAUAAAGAAUUCACUGCUUAACCAUGCUAUUAUCAAGCGAUUUCCUGUUGUGUGUGUGUGUACUGGAUGUACCUGCUGCUGCUGCUGAAAAUCUGAUAGUGACUAGUCUGAGAUCUGUACCUGUCCACGUAGCACUGCUGCAUGUAACCGUACUGAGGAUUGAGCUGUCUGGUGGGGAACCAUUGGCCACGUUUGAUGUCCGACCAUCCUCAAAUGGUCAAAGUGACGUCUAAUAUAUUUAUAUUGUGCCAUGAUUGGUUCAUGAAGCUAGACACCCUACCAGAUAGGUCGGCUGGCGUGCUAACAGUGGGCCGCUCAGUAUGUGGUUGUAGAGGCCGAUCUGUGUGUGCUUGUAUGAAGGAAGAUGACGACUUGAUUUCGCUAUGGGAUUGUGGCAGACUGAGCAACCCGAGGGAGAAGUGCCCAUCGCAAGCAAACACCGAUGAUGCCUCCUGUAGUAAUUUAGAUGCUGGUGGAGACGAUUGACAUUGGUUCUUCAGUCACUUCACUGUGUUACGCAGCACAGAAAAGAGAUUCAUAUGCAACGGGGCUGUAAACCCAAACCAAAAAAAGUGGAUAAUUUUGGACAAAAAUAUUGCUGAAACUAAUCAUUUGUAAUUUAAACAUGUAUUAACAUUGUCCAGAGUUUAUCCCAAAGAGAAGUGCUACUCCCUUAUGAUUGGCUCUCCUUAAGACCUUAAGAUUGGACAUGUCUCUUUAAAAGGUCUUUCUGGGUUUGACAACGAUGGUCCUGUUUGUAUGUGUCCGGAGAGAAAGUUUGCCAUUCGCAGGUCCCAAGCAAUCCCACUGCUGCACAUGCUGGAUGGGUUCAUGUACAGACAGACUCGUGAAGGUCCUGUCUGUAGGUCCAUCCUCCAGCCACAGGUCUAUCAUCAGAUAUUACUUUGUGAAUAGAUUGGAGGCUUCAGACUUCACAGCUUAAAUGGGACUCUUUGCUUUUUAUGGUAUCACUGUUCACACAGCCAAUUGUUAACAAUAUAUCUGGAUGUUAUUGUUUGCAACAUAAUUAAAGAAGAAAAAUAUGAA
Messenger RNA from Megalobrama amblycephala (Wuchang bream), 4354 nucleotides. It is a transcript of the gene pafah1b1a, whose product is annotated as platelet-activating factor acetylhydrolase 1b, regulatory subunit 1a. Gene Ontology annotation, biological process: endoplasmic reticulum to Golgi vesicle-mediated transport; retrograde vesicle-mediated transport, Golgi to endoplasmic reticulum; intra-Golgi vesicle-mediated transport. The record is from RefSeq and is a predicted model, not a curated record. Gene Ontology annotation, molecular function: protein binding. NCBI's taxonomy places the organism in Eukaryota, Metazoa, Chordata, Actinopteri, Cypriniformes, Xenocyprididae. Gene Ontology annotation, cellular component: COPI vesicle coat. The transcript is spliced from 11 exons. The coding region runs from base 384 to 1616 and encodes 410 amino acids.